AUGUUCUGGACGCUGAAAGAGUUGGUGAGAGUGUUGAGGGAUAUUGUGAUCAUCCAGAAAUCAGCAGUGGAGGAACGCAAGAUUCUGCAUCGCGAUUGCAGUCUGAAUAAUGCCAUGAUCCUAGAUGAUUUUGACAUCAGCAAGGGGUUCCUUAUUGACUGGGAAUUUGCAGUACGCAUUACUGCAGAUAAUAAAUAUCCCAUUGGUGGUAUGGGCACAGUCCCCUUCAUGUCACGCAAGCUUCUCAGCCAGGUUUCACUGUUGCAGGAACAGGCGAAGGCGGAAGCUGAGAAUAAAAAGCAGGCAAAAGCGCGCAAAUCAAAAUCGAAAACCCCAGCCCCAAAAACGCCGAAAACCUCCUCGGAUUCUUCAGCACUGCCUGUUUCUCAUGUAGUCCACACUUACUCUGAUGACCUCGAAUCUCUUUUCUUCAUAUUUGCUUGGGUUGGCAUUAAAUUCAGCGGUCCUAAUGGUGUGGUCCAUCAGGAGCGCAUGACCAAUUCACUACUUAAUCGCUGGACCAACCUUGACCUGGCAUCGUGCUUCGCCUUCAAGACCACCCUAUUUGUGGACCUGUUGGAGGAAGAGUGCCUCCUAAACAAAUUCCACCCGUAUUUUAAACCUCUUAUCCCCCUUGCAAAAGAUUGGUAUGCAGCGUUAAAGGAUAACAUGGCUCAUCCUGUUACCUUUGAUGCCAUUCUUCACAUACUCGAUUCUCAUCUGGAUCAGCUUCCCAAUGAUGAGGAGCUCCAAUCCAGUAUGACCACACUCAAGGAGUCUGCUGUCACUCUCAGCAAGUUGAAACAUGUUGCCUCUCUAUCUUUGCCUGUGGGAUCACCGAAGUGGAAGAAAUCGGAUGACAUUUUUGAGUCAGACGGGCAGGUGUAA
Molecule: messenger RNA, 888 nt
Organism: Suillus fuscotomentosus
Lineage: Eukaryota; Fungi; Basidiomycota; Agaricomycetes; Boletales; Suillaceae
Exons: 3
Coding region: 1-888 (295 amino acids)
Source: RefSeq, a predicted model, not a curated record